CGCAUAAUAGCAGUCUAGUCGGACAACCUCGGAGCGGAUUUAGGUUUUGACAGUUACGAAGAGGAAAAAGUGGAAAAGGGGCGUUCUUUAUCUUCUUCAAGAUCCUCUUUCUUUCUCUUCCUGUGAUUCAUCGGACAGCUGCCUCCUCCCUAGGGCUUAUGCUUACGCCAACUGAGGUUUCUUAUUAAGUUGUGGUCGAGGGUUAUUUUCAACGAGAGUGAGAUAGUGCUGUGAAGGUCGCUUCUUCUCUACUCCACGCUCUGUUAAGUUCUUUUAGGUUUCAGUUCGAGCGGGUUUGAUUGAACUUGCGAUUCCUGAGGGGUUUGGAUGAAAUUGAGGGGGAUUUAUGGCGGCGUUGUUGAACUUUGACACAUUUACGUUGGUGUCGUAGAAAGGAAGGGGACGUGCAGAUUGAGGUUUGUGGGAGAAGAAGAGCUUCUUCUUGGGUAGAAAGCAAAGAUGAUUGCUGAGAAACCCAGUUGGGUUAAGCAUGAGGGAAUGCAGAUUUUCUCCAUCGAUAUCCAGCCCGGUGGCCUCAGGUUUGCCACUGGUGGAGGUGACCAUAAGGUCAGGAUAUGGAAUAUGAAAUCUGUUAGCAGGAAUUUAGAAGAGAAUGAUGAAUCACAGAGGCUAUUAGCGACUCUACGCGAUCAUUUUGGUUCGGUUAAUUGUGUGAGGUGGGCGAAGCAUGGCCGUUAUGUUGCAUCUGGUUCCGAUGAUCAGGUGAUCUUAGUUCAUGAAAAGAAGCCUGGUUCUGGAACCACAGAGUUUGGUAGUGGGGAGCCCCCAGACGUGGAGAAUUGGAAGGUUGCAUUGACUUUGAGAGGGCAUAGCGCUGAUGUGGUGGAUCUCAACUGGUCGCCGGAUGAUUCCACACUGGCUAGUGGAAGUUUGGACAACACAGUUCAUGUCUGGAAUAUGAGCAAUGGAAUAUGCACGGCCGUUCUUAGAGGUCACUCUAGCCUAGUUAAAGGAGUUGCUUGGGAUCCCAUUGGCUCUUUCAUAGCAAGUCAAUCAGAUGAUAAGACUGUGAUAAUCUGGAGAACGAGUGACUGGAGCUUGGCUCACAGAACCGAUGGCCACUGGGCGAAAUCACUUGGAUCGACUUUUUUCAGGCGUCUUGGCUGGUCACCUUGUGGCCAUUUCAUAACGACCACACAUGGUUUCCAGAAGCCAAGGCAUUCUGCUCCUGUUCUGGAGAGAGGAGAGUGGGCUGCAACAUUUGACUUCCUUGGACACAAUGCUCCCAUAAUAGUCGUGAAGUUUAACCAUUCAAUGUUUAGAAGAAACACAUCGAAUGCUCAAGAGGCUAAAACUGCAGCAGUUGGAUGGACUAAUGGGGCGUCAAAGACUGCAAGCAAAGAGUCUCAACCAUACAAUGUUAUUGCAAUUGGUAGUCAGGAUCGAACAAUAACCGUAUGGACGACUGCAAGUCCUCGCCCUCUUUUUGUGGCCAAGCACUUCUUCAUGCAAAGUGUUGUCGACCUGUCCUGGAGCCCUGAUGGAUACUCGCUCUUCGCCUGUUCAUUGGAUGGAUCAGUGGCUACUUUCCAUUUUGAUGCAAAAGAACUUGGACAAAAGCUGAGUGAUACUGAACUAAGUGAGUUAAAGAGAAGCCGAUAUGGUGAUGUCAAAGGCAGACAGGCAAACUUGGCAGAGAGUGCUGAACAAUUGUUGCUCGAGGCAGCCUCAGCUAAGCAGACAGCCAGCAAAAAGGUGGCUGUAGACAAUAAGCAAAAUGAGCCACCUAUAAAAUCUUCAGUUGAGUUAGUGCCCAUUACAAAGCCACCUGAGCCCCAAGUCGAUGCCGAGAAGAAAGGUGGAGGAGUGGUCACUAAUAAUGAUGGUUUGAAUAAUAAAGUCUCAACUUCUGCUCGAGUUUCUAGCCCUGUGAAACAACGAGAAUACAGGCGCCCUGAUGGCAGGAAGAGAAUAAUUCCAGAAGCACUUGGUGUGCCAAGUCAGCCAAAUACGGUAUCUGCAGGGGUCCAUGUUGCUCAAGCCCUUGAGUUCCCCUCUACAGCAACUGAUCUCAGAAAGGAAGAAAAUGGGUUAGUUCCCAUUGAUGUUGUUGGCAUGCAGGCUGGCGCACAUAGAGGAGCAGUUGGCAGAAGCUCCAAUUUGAAGGAACGAGGCGGUUUUACUGCUAGAGCUACCAUUACAGAGAGUUUGGUUAUUGAAAAGGUGGCUCCAGAAGCAUCUUCACUUGGGGACAGUGGAACCAUCAGUGUUGAACAGUCUGGUAGUGUGAAAGCAUCUAGCUCCUCUAGUGCUGGUAGUAAUGCACUUUCAAUCAGGGUGUUUGAUAAGAGAGUAGGUGAAGACAAUUUACCGAUAUGCUUGGAAGCUCACCUUAGAGAACGUGCAGUAACUGAUGUUUUUGGUAAUGCAAAGACUAGUACAAUAAAGGAAACUGAAGUUUCUUGUACCAAAGGGGCCCAAACCCUUUGGUCUGAUAGGAUAUCUGGAAAAGUAACCGUGUUAGCUGGAAAUGCCAACUUUUGGGCUGUUGGUUGUGAAGAUGGUUGUCUACAGAUCUACACAAAAUGUGGGAGGCGUGCAAUGCCAACAAUGAUGACAGGAUCAGCUGCAACUUUUGUAGACUGCGAUGAGAACUGGAAGUUGUUGUUGGUCACACAGAAGGGAUCUUUAUAUAUAUGGGAUCUCUUCAGGCGCAGCUGUCUUCUUCAGGACUCAUUAACAUCUCUGGUCAUUUCAGAUCCAAAAUCCUCUACAAAAGGCACAAUCAAAGUUAUAUCAGCCAAGUUAUCAAAGUCUGGUUCACCUUUGGUUGUUCUGGACACUCGUCAUGCUUUCCUUUUUGACACGAGCCUUAGGUGUUGGCUGAGGGUGGCAGACGAUUGCUUUCCUACUUCUAAUUUUGCUAGCUCGUGGAAUUUGGGUUCUGUUCAUAGUGGUGAGUUGUCUGCAUUGCAAGUCGAAGUCAGAAAAUAUAUGGGCAGAAAACCUAGUUGGAACAGGGUGACGGAUGAUGGAAUACAGACGCGUGCCCAUUUGGAGGCACAGUUAGCAUCAAGUUUGGCUUUGAAGUCCCCAAAUGAAUACCGCCAGUGCCUUCUAUCUUACAUACGCUUCCUAGCAAGAGAAGCAGACGAGUCACGAUUGCGUGAAGUAUGUGAAAGUUUCCUAGGACCUCCUACCGGGAUGGCAGAAGCAGCAACUUCUUCUUCGGACACCAAGAACGUGGCUUGGGAUCCUUGUGUACUUGGGAUGAGAAAGCAGAAACUCCUGAGAGAAGACAUUCUUCCAGCAAUGGCAUGCAACAGAAAAGUACAGAGGUUGCUCAAUGAAUUCAUGGAUCUCUUGUCCGAAUACGAAGGUGCCGAGGCUGACACUAACAACAUUAAUCAGAAAAAUUCUGCUCCGCUGCUACCUGGACCCCACGAGGCUGUCGAAAAGAUGGAUGUUGACCCGCCAGCACCAAAUAAUGAGACAACUCAUCAGCAAGAACCCGUUAAACCAGUGACCGAUGCUAACAAGGAUCCUGUUCCGAUGCUUGCUGACAAAGACCCUUGUCCCGGUGUCAUUACAGGUGAUGACAACAAGAAUCCUGAUGAUCUGUGUGCCUCAAAGGAGAAAACCCCUGAUGAUUUGAGAGCCUCAAACGACAAGAACCCCGAUGAUCUGUGUAUCUCAAAGGAGAAGAACCCUGAUGAUUUGAGAGCCUCAAAUGACAAGAACCCCGAUGAUCCGAGUCCCUCAAAUGACAAGAACUGUAACCAGCUGCCAGUAGCAGUAAAUCAAGUAGAUUCUGCUACUUUAGAUGAGGAUUUGGUUGCCGAAGAUUCUCUUGCUGAAGAAGAUUAACCAUAUCAUAGGACAUGGUAGUACAAUGGAUAUAUAGGUACAAAGCUGCAAUUUGUUGCCUGCUAUUUGCAGCUUCUAAGGACAGCUUCCCGAAGGGGACAGGGAAAGCAAGCAUCAGCUACUGAAUCAUGUCUCGACUCCUUUUGUUUUCGUUGCUGCAGCUUCUUCUUAUGUAAUAGAUACUAGUUCUAAUUGGUUAGUUUAAAGUUUCUUUUCCCUGUGGAUUCUUUGAGACUAAUUAUAAUCAAUCGAGCUUAGUGUUGGUUUUUCCAUGUGUCUUUUGCUUGAUAGGUGGUUGAAGAAGCAGAAUUCUGCAGAAGAUAACUAGACUACUGCAUUGGGCUUUUGAUGUAGGCUUUUUGUAAGUAUCAAAGUGGGUUGUUGCAUAGGGCUGAAAUCAAUGUCUUAUUCUUAUAGUAUCAUUUUUCAUUUUUACGUUCUCACGACUAUUUCAAUGAAAUAAGGUUUUAUGUUUAAAGAGAUUUUGCAUAAAUGACUUGAACCCAAUUUUCAAUUUGCACGGUUAAAUGUCGGCCUAAUUUUAUUAUAAUCUCUCUAAUUUAAAAGUACAAAACUCGAACUUUUUUCGAUCAAGAUAUUGCUCGCUUUGGAUCUAGACCCAGUGGCGGAGCCACUUGGAGAGGAGGGGGUGCUUUGCACCCCCCUUGGGUUUGGAGGAAAAAUUUCCGAGUAGGGGUAUAUACAAAUUCGAACCAAUGACCAUUCAGUUGCAGGAAGAAUUUCUUAUCAUUUCGAUCGAGUGAGUUUUGUUAUGUAAUGCACUUUCGUCUUUAUUUAUAGUAAUAAAUUUUUGUCUUUUGUUUAAAUUCGCUCAUUUUUUUUAGCUCUACAACAGAGAAAUUUCUUGUCUUUUGUUUAAACAAAGUUGAAAGUGAAGAAGUACCAAUUGAAGUUCACUUGUUUGUUUCACAAAAUCAAUUCCAAGGUACUUCUGAGUUCUAAUUUGUAAUAUUUGAUGAAUGGAAGUCUUGAUUUGUAUGUACUGAACUUAUUUGUUUGACGUUGUAACCGGUGUACGUGAAACUAUUUUAAUGUAAUUGUGUGAAUUUAGAGUAUUGCGUUGUUGACUUUUUGUUUAAUUUAAAGUUGACUUUUCUAUUGUAUAUGUGAUUUUUUAUGAUAUGAUAAAGACACUCCCUUGGCCAAUUUCCUGGCUCCGCCACUGUCUAGACUUGCACGAAUUUUAUCUUGAUCAUGUACUUUACUCGUUGAUUUUGUAUGACUAUCAAGCGCUUAGUUAUGAAUAAAAUUUAAAAUGCGCUACGUCCAUUCUUAAAAAAUAAUAUUGCAUUGUAAUUUUAAGCUUGAUUGUACCCCAAAUGAAGAGUUAACCAUAAAUUUGCCAAACACUCUUUUCAUUAAAAAAAAAUUGGUUUCUUCAACCCAUUCCUUGUAUUCUCAAUCACAAUCUUCAUUAUUAUAAAGGCCCAAUAUCUUCUUUCUUCAUGUUACUUACAGUUGCCAAUCCAUUUUAUAUAAUUUAAAAGAAAAAAAUGAUAGCCCUCAAGCAAAGGGAAAGCAAAGAAUUUUGUGUUAAAUCAAGAAAAAGUCAAGCAAAGAGACAACACAAUCUGAGACACAAACAAUAACAUAAAUCUGAGGCAGCCAACACACAAACAAAUAUCUUGAAGUGUGAGCCAGUAAUGGCUAAGAAAUCAAUCCCAAACUUUUAUGUAAUCAUUAAUUUUUUUUUUUUUACAAGAAGAAGAGAUUAUAAUAUAUUCAGUAUUGUUGUCGUGACUGAUCAUCAUUAGGUUAGGUCUAUAUAUAUAACCAAGUGGCCUGGCAAAGACAUUAUUCCUUUCUUCUCGGUUUGAGGAAAGAAUGAGUAUUAAGAUAUGAUUUAGUUUUUUAAAUUCGAUUGUAAAACUUUUAAGUUACAUGCAAUGCAUGGUGGUUUCAUUAAUUCAACGAGCGUUGAAUUAAAAUAAAAUGUAGAGCUGAAA
Linum trigynum is the source of this 5795-nucleotide messenger RNA. Lineage: Eukaryota; Viridiplantae; Streptophyta; Magnoliopsida; Malpighiales; Linaceae. The record is from the annotation of a GenBank genome assembly.